UAUCUGUCUUUACAGGACAUCUGCACUGAAGCAGCUGUGAAAGUUGACAUCUCUCCAGUUGCCUUGGACUUCUUCACCUUGGUAACUGAAGAUGGCAGGGGUUUUCUCAACCCAAACAAGGUGCUCAGCGAAUCAGAGUGCAGUCAAGUGUACUUCUUCAAACUGUGCAUUAAAGCUUGUCAUGGAAUUGAGCUCAAAGAUUUUGACAAGAAAGCAUUUGAAUAUUACUUCCAUCAGUGUCGUCAAGACUUCUUGUCAGGAAGUAUAGGUGAAUUCAGCAUUGAGAGCCAAAACUACUUGGCCCAACUUUUCCUUUAUGAAAUCAUUUACCUGGCACGUAGACAAGCUGCACAUGUAUCCACCAAAGAUGUUAUUGAAAACCCGGGCCGUUAUCAUAUUAAGAAGUUACUCCAGAGAGGAAUAUUUGCAGAGUACCCUCUAGAUGAGACAAAGUCAUUUCUAAAAGUGAAUGUAGCCCAAUAUGAGGUUCUCACAGAUAAUCAGGUCAAAUCUGAGUACAUCAGUACCUUGGAAAGAGCUGAAGACUUUUUUGUGCACAAGUUUUCUUUUGAAAAGGUUUAUGGCCAAGUGAGUAGAAAGUUUGAGGUUCUUGUCAGUGCCGAAUUUGGAAUCAAGAAGAGGAGAUUAGACAUUGAGAACAGUCUUCCUGAGGUUAUAGUGGAAAAAUUCUCUGACAUAGAAGGAUUAGAAUAUGACCGCAUGAGGAAUGUUGUCAGAAUUUUACGAAAAGAAUUUAAAACAGAGGAACUGACAGCCAGCUCUACACAAGAUGCAGAUUCCCUUUUGACAUUGAUUGAGGGAUAUUAUAGACUGAUGGUUAACCAGUACAAGCAGCUCAAUGUACGAGGUUCAAAGAGUGCAGUUGCCAUACCAUGUCAUGGGCCUAUCUUACGUAACAAGGCGGAGUAUCUCUUAAAGAAAGGACCCAGAGAGAAUGGUUCAUUUAUGCUUCGAAGGAAAAGAAAUAACCAUUGGAACCAUGUGCUGUCAGUGUAUGUGGCAGACAAAGUCAUGAACUAUGAUAUUAUCUGGGAUGACAACACUUCCCCUGGGUUUUUUUACCUGAAGGAUGCAAAGAGAGCAUUUUCAGACUUAUUAGGACUGGUUGAACACUACAAGCAGUCUGCGGAUGGACUACCUGUCUGCUUAAAAGAGAUACUCAAACCAAAAACAGAAGGUUUAGCUGCAUUGUUGGAUCGACAGGCCUUGGUACCUGCAGUACCCGAAGUCCACCUCAUCAAUGAUGCCAACCAAAUUGACAAUUUGAUACUUGAGCCUGGAAAUUCAUUGUCGGAAUGGGGUGAGUUUGGUGAAGUCAGGAAGGGAUCCUUUUGUGCAUCUGCUGAAGAACAGCUCUGCGUCAUCUCUAGGGCAUUGGUGAAGCCUAUUGGAAGGGAAAAAACCAGUCGCUACAAGGAAGCAAUGGGAACCUUUUCGGAGCUUCAGAAUCCUUACUUGACUCAAUUUUAUGGCAUUACUGAGACAGAAAAAGCCUUGAUCUUUGUGUUCGAGUUCGCAGCAGAAGGUCCUCUAGACCAGUACAUCAAGAAUGAAAGUACAAAGGAAAAUGGGAUAACCAAAGGGACGGUCAUUUCGUAUGCUGCACAGAUUGCAGAAGGAAUGAUGUUCCUACACAGCAAGAACGUUGUUCAUGGCCGUCUGAAUGCACACAAUGUGCUUGUCGCCAAUGAAGAAUGUAUCAAGAUCAGUGACUUUGGUCUGUUGUACCUUGUACAGAAUGGGCAGAGCUUCUUCCACUCUACCAGAAGAGGAUUUGGCUACUGCUGGUUCUCGCCCCAGUCCCUGCACGAUCAAACGUUCACUAUAGAGAGUGACAUUUGGACAUUCGGAGUAACACUCUGGGAAAUUUUUGCUAUGAAAAAGCCUUUCCACUGCUCUCUCGCAGAAGAAGUGCUGUCAGAGAACGAGAUUAUUAACCGGUAUUUGAAAGGGCAGUAUCUCAAUCCAGAAAGACCAAACUGUCCACCCAAUGUUGGAAAGCUGAUAAAACGGUGUUGUGAGCCAGAACCAAAGGACAGAAUGUCUUUCCAGGAAUUGGUAACAGAGCUACGAUCACCUGAAUUAGUUUCUGAUGACGAAGCACAGGAUCUUCUCCUCCCCCCUGAAAUCACACAACUGGAAGAUUGGGAGAUUCCAUUACCAACUCAACAGAGUAACCUGGAAUUAGAACCUAUUCCCAAUGACUCUCAGGCCUCUAAUGGUGACUACUCUUGCUUACCUGAGAAUGUGGUCCAUGAUGAAGUUUCUGCUAAUGAAGAUCGCAGCCAUAAUCUUCCAGGCAUUUCACUGGUCACCAGCAUUUCCUUGUUUGACAAUACUACACCCAAAAAGCAAAGCCUCUCAAAGACAUUUUCUCAUCCUGGUUUAGUGUAUGCAUAUGACGCUGAAAGUACUCUGCCGUCCAAGGAACCAUUCAGUUUCCUUCCUGUAAGGAAACCAAGUAUCACGAGAGUCAGCUCUUGUCCUCCCUCGAUCCAAGCAGGCAGUGAUAAUAACAAUGAAGGGCCAGAACUUACAGAAAGACAGCAGGAAGAAAGAAAUGUCCCAUGUCCCCAUCCAAGUGCAGAAGUGAACGUGCCUUUACUAAACCAACAGGAAUUGCUGGUGUUCGCUACCGGCAUAGAAGAUCCCGAGACAGUGAGUUCUGAAGAGCCAGUUGAAAGUGAUGGUAGUAGCAAUGAAGACAGUGGUACAGAUGAUAGUGGCGCUGAGGCUAUGGCAAUGAGGUCCCUGGCUAAACACUUGCAAAACACAUCCAUUCUUCAGACUAGUGUCGAUAGUCUCCCACCAGAUGUGGAGACACAACCUGACCUGCUUUCUGUGUGUUCUGAUGAUGACGCUGGUGAUCAGCAUGGAGAAGGGAUUAAGAAAGUAUCAGAAUCUGGGUCAUCUGCAUACAUCACUCUGGCAUCAAUAACUUCCACCCAGAGCUCUCCGCCUGUACAUCACACAGAAGAGAAACCAGAGAAAUCAAGAGCUGGGUCAUAUGUGACACUUUCCACUUCAACAAAUGAAAGCAUGCCACGAAAUCAAAUCAAAGGUUCAAGCAUUCUACAGAGGUCGUCAGGAGCUAGCAGUACAGUUGACAACCCUUUUGUCCCUGUUCAAUCAAUGCAGUCUCCUGUGAGUACUGCAGCAGCUACAGGUUACAGUGCUACAAAGGGCAACGGUCUGAAUGCUGAGAAUCAAACACCACGCAGCUCAGACCUGUCCCCCUACCAAAACCAACCAAACCCUAAAGAAACAUCACAAUUCAAAAGCGAGGGAUUUGCUAGUGUUUCUUGCAAAUCACCAGAUGAACUGUUGGGUUCGCUCUCUAAGGACAGCAUCCAGAAAGGGUUGGGAUCUCUUGCUCUAACAGAUCUCUUGUCUGAUAUUGACGAUGAUUCCUUUAAAGAAGAGCCAUCCCCACUGAUUACUGAUCUACAGGAAGAAAGUGAAGAUGAUGAUGGUGACUUUCAAGCUGAGUUGAGCCUUGGUAUGUUUUCUCUUCUAGAAAGCAAUGUUGACUUGGAGCUCAACAAGUUGGCAGAGCAGCCAUCCUUUUCUCUAGAAGAGGAACGUAACCAUUUCAAUUCACAGCCUUGCACAGAUAUGGAGCUGGACAGUGCAAAGGAAUCUACGAGCAACGUCACAAAUAACAAACUUCACGAGCUCGAUCGAAAAGAGGACAGUACCUUAUCAGAAGAGAGCCAGUUAAGCCUGGGUAAAUUGGCCCAUCCAAUGAGCAAUGUCGGCUUAGAGCUCAGCAAUUUGUCCGAUCAGUCACUCUUUGCCCUAGAAGGGGAACACGCCAAUUGCAAAAUACAGCCUCAUGCAGAUAGAGAGAUGGACAGUGCAAGUGUGUCUGGGGACUACAUCAGUAAUCGAGAGCUUCUUCAACACAAUCCAGAAGAGAACAGCACUUUCUCAGAAGAGAGCCAAGUAGUUGACAGCUCGCCAGGUUUCAAUCCCUACCAAUUUUUGGCCGUCAAAGAAUCAACCAAUCAUACUGAUGUAACCGACCAAUUGUUCCAUUUCAUGCCAGAGCUGACAAAUAAUGAAGACUGUGGGGAGGAGAGUGACCCAGACAACGAAGAUGCUGAUGAGACCAGUGACACUGAACUUGGUUCAUCAUGUGGGUCUGUGGGGCAUUCCCCUGGUAAGAUUAAAGUCUUAAAUUGCGCAACCUUGGUGUUUGAUCAAGGGCAAGAGGAACUCGCAAUGAAGAAAUUUUCCUUGAAUAAUCUCUCAAAGGAAACAUUGAAAUCAACCGGGUUUCCUGUUUUCAAAGAGGACCACUUCCUGGGCCAAGAAAUUAAUUCCCUGUGUUCAAAUCAACUGGAUGAUGCACGCAAUGAAGAUGGUUGCUCUCUUAAUGGCGACCAGGAAGGGGAAUGUGGUGUCCAAGGAAACAUUUGGGUAGACCCCGGUUGCAGGGAAAUAGGUGAUGUUAAAGAAAUUACGGGGUCGACAGCUGGAACCUCAGAUGGAAAUUACAUUGACAAAGAAGCGCAGCUUGUGGGGAACAUGGAUAAUCACCGUGUCGGUGUAUCAUUGCUCAGACAGGCUCCUGAUAAAGCUACAGAGGGAGAAGAAGAUGAACCCAUGGCAUCCCUCAGUCGCUCUUCAUCAUCAGAGGGAAUCUGGCCAUCUCCUGAUGCUGUGCAGAGGGGUUACCAACAGAGGAAAUCAACAAUUGAUUCAUGCUCUUCUGCGGGAGAGGAACAACCUACUUUGGACAUGAGCAAGAUUCCUCAGCAGCUUCAAAUUCGUUAUGAGCAGUUGCAAAUACAUAGAAAACUUGGCCAGGGGCAGUUUGGUGAAGUAAAUCAAGCAACAAUUGUUUCUACAGGCCCGUGCCCAAAGAGAGAGGAAGUGGCUGUGAAAGUGUUGAAGGACAACGCAUCACCAGAGGAUUCCAGUGACUUCAUCAAUGAGGUUCAAAACAUGAUUGAGUUGGAAUCAAAGCAGCAUUGUCGAUACAUUAUUAAACUGCGUGGGGUUACGAAAAAUCCAAAUGGAAAACUUAUGUUGGUAACAGAACUUGCACCGUUGGGGUCUCUACAAGCUUAUUUACCUAGAAACAAGGACAUUUUGCAAAUACCACAACUUCUUGAGUUUUGCAUGCAGAUCUGCAAAGGAAUGCGAUACCUGGAACAACAAUCAUUACUGCAUAAAGACCUCGCUGCAAGGAACAUCCUCGUAAUGAGGGAGGACCUUGUAAAGAUUAGCGACUUUGGCUUGUCAAGGUUACAGGAUUACUACAAACUUCAGGAGUCCAGUAAAAUACCUGUGAAGUGGUACGCCUUGGAGAGCUUGCUUAAGCAACGCUUCACCCCCAAAAGUGACGUGUGGAGCUUUGGGGUAACUAUGUGGGAGAUUUUUACCUUCGGAGACAAGCCAUAUGGUGACAUGCAAAAUAUUGAGCUUCCUGGAUUUCUUGAGGCGGGACAGCGACUCGCCUGCCCAGUAGGGUGCCCACAGAAGGUGUAUGACGUCAUGUACAAUUGUUGGCUUAAAGAGGCCUUAAAACGGCCAACAUUUUACUUGAUCGAAACCGACUAUUUGACAGCGUUGCUGAAAGAAUAUCCUGUUUCUGGCUAAUGAAAGAAAAUCUUAAUCUUAACGCAGGAGUUGUUUAUGCAUGGGAAAUCCGUUACUCUUUAAGUAACAAGUGUGAUAUUGUUAUUUCUUUAACAAGUUAUUACCAUCAAAGUAUAGUUUGCAGAUCAAGAGCACUGGAUUAAAAUCCUGGUGGAAGUUAUU
Molecule: messenger RNA, 5790 nt
Organism: Orbicella faveolata
Lineage: Eukaryota; Metazoa; Cnidaria; Anthozoa; Scleractinia; Merulinidae
Biological process (GO): cell surface receptor signaling pathway via JAK-STAT; intracellular signal transduction; cytokine-mediated signaling pathway
Cellular component (GO): cytoskeleton; cytosol
Molecular function (GO): cytokine receptor binding; ATP binding; non-membrane spanning protein tyrosine kinase activity
Source: RefSeq, a predicted model, not a curated record